Messenger RNA from Trichechus manatus latirostris (Florida manatee), 1074 nucleotides. It is a transcript of the gene ABHD14A, whose product is annotated as abhydrolase domain containing 14A. The record is from RefSeq and is a predicted model, not a curated record. The transcript has 5 exons. Gene Ontology annotation, cellular component: cytoplasm. Bases 15 to 821 code for a protein of 268 amino acids. Lineage: Eukaryota; Metazoa; Chordata; Mammalia; Sirenia; Trichechidae.
GCAGAGGCAGCACCAUGGUCGCGGCGCUGUUUGGCUGCUGGUUCCGCGUGGGCGGGGCUCGCUCGGCGAUGGCAGGCCGGGUCAUCCCGGUCGGUCCGACUGUGGUACAAACCUCCAUGAGCCGGUCCCACGUGGCCCUGCUGGGCCUGGGCCUGCUGCUCAUGCUGCUGCUGUAUGUGGGGCUGCCGGGUCCCCCUGAGCAGACCUCCUGGCUCGGGGGAGACCCCAAUGUCACAAUCCUGGCUGGUCUCACCCCUGGCAACUCCCCCAUCUUUUACCGUGAGGUGCUUCCGCUCCAUCGGGCACACAGGGUGGAGGUGGUGCUGCUCCAUGGAAAGGCCUUUAACUCCCACACGUGGGAGCAGCUGGGCACCCUGCAGCUGCUGUCACAGAGGGGUUACCGGGCUGUGGCCCUUGACCUCCCAGGAAGUCCUGGGCCCCUUCCCAGCCUCCCUCAGCUGGUGCCUGCUGCUAUCCCCAGGUUUUGGGAACUCAGCACCUUCGGCAGAGGCCAGCACAGAGGCGGGGCGGGCGGAGCUGCUGCAGCGGGUGCUGCAGGACCUGGAGGUACACAAUGCCGUGUUGGUGAGCCCCUCACUGAGUGGCCACUAUGCCCUGCCUUUCCUGAUGCGAGCUCACCACCAGCUGCGUGGAUUUGUGCCCAUUGCGCCUGCCUCUACCCAGAACUAUACCCAGGAACAGUUCUGGGCAGUGAAGACCCCAACCCUCAUCCUGUAUGGGGAACUGGACCGCAUCCUGGCACGGGAGUCACUGCAACAGCUCCGCCACCUGCCCAAUCACUCUGUGGUGAAGCUGCGUGACGCAGGCCAUGCCUGCUACCUCCACAAGCCACAAGACUUCCACCUCGUCCUCCUUGCCUUCCUUGACCACCUGCCUUGAACUCACCAACUGCCUGGGCCCCAGGCAGGGCCUGAGCUUGGAGGAUCUGGGCCAGCCCCCAACCAAAGAUGCAGGCAACUCCUGAGAUUGGAGGCCAGAGGCCAGAGUGCCAGCCCCAGUCAGGACCUCUCAUUUCAUCUCACUGGCACAAUAAAAAAAGCAUAUUUGUCUUGC